UAAGUUCCUACUGUUCAUGGUUUGUUAAUGUUUGUUGUUGUGUUUCCCUGAGCUGUUUCCUAGGUACGCCAGAGUGUUUGUUAAUUAACGAUUGUUCUGUUUGGAUUCUCUGUCGUUGUGCACUUAUUUGCAGCCACCGUAACAUAAAAGAAGAUGGAACCAAAACUAAUAUGGAUAUACCAGCCGUCUAACUGCUAUGCUUAGAGCAGGAGCAGCAGUUUCUUGAGGAUCACACUAGUGGAUUUAUGCAACUUACGUGCCACACUAACUACCCGGAUCGCACCCUGUACACAAAGGCACUCCUGCCCAGUGUUGGUCCUCAAGAGGAUUAUGCUACAUUGGUGGAAUGGGUGCUGGUCCAGGAGGGAAUAAUGCAGCUGCUGGUAUAGCCCAGUCUCAGUCUCGAGCAAUGAUUGCUGCUGCUGCCUGCCGCAGAGACAGUUAUAACAAACUCUACUACAAAGAGGCCGAGCAUGAGAGACGUGGUCGCAAACGCAGGGCUAGGCUGGUAGUGGCAGUUGAGGAGGCGUUUACACACAUUCAUCGCAUGCAAGAGGAGGAGCAGAAGAAGGCAUCUAGUGACGUGAUGGACUCACGUGAAGCGGCUGAAGCCAUCUUCCCUUCCAUGGCCCGAGCACUGCAGAAAUACCUCCACACCACCAGACAACAACACCUCCACAGUAUGGAGAGCAUACAGCAGCACUUGGUCUUCUGCAUCACAAACAACAUGACACCCAAGGCAUUUUUGGAGAGUUAUCUGACCACAGGCCCUACACUACAGUAUGGAAAGGACCGCUGGCUUGCUAGGCAGUGGACCCUUAUCAGCGAAGCCUCAGUUACCAGUGGUCUGAAAGAUGGGACCAUUUUUCUGCUCAAAUUCAUUGACUUUAGCCUAGUGGUCACUUCCAAAAAGAUACCUUAUAUUCAGCUUGCUGAAGAAUUCAUCGACCCAAAGACUGCAGUCUGA
Messenger RNA from Cyprinus carpio (common carp), 967 nucleotides. RefSeq names its product vang-like protein 1. NCBI's taxonomy places the organism in Eukaryota, Metazoa, Chordata, Actinopteri, Cypriniformes, Cyprinidae. The record is from RefSeq and is a predicted model, not a curated record. Gene Ontology annotation, cellular component: plasma membrane. Gene Ontology annotation, biological process: multicellular organism development.